AUGACAAAAUCAGCUAGUGUCGAACAGUCCGCGCCCAACAAACCGCCAAAGCUGUUACCAGGCAAGCUCACUCCUGAAGUAGCUCGUGACUGGGACAAUGCGUGCUCUACAUACUUCAUGCACAAAGGUGUGGACGCCGCAGAUCAAGUAAAGAUGAUCGCUUUUGGAAUGCUGGACCCACGACUUCAUACGUGGUACUUGGCUCAACGCGCCACACUAGAUGGCGGAACGUUCGCUAACUACAUGACCGCCCUCAAAGCCGGAUGGCUCGACACCCAUUGGGAUACGAAACUUCGGAAGAAGGUGUUAGGUUCCCGGCAGGGAACCCGCCCGUUCUACGAAUGGGCUCUAGAACUUCAAAAUCAAAAUGCGCUACUGUAUGGUAACGCAGCACACCUAUCUGACAUCCAGUUGCGAAACCAACUUGAGGCAAACAUCUGUGACGAGCUCACUACUUCCGUGCUCAGAGCAAAACUCGCAGAUAACCUAACUCUUAGAAAGUGGAUCGAGGAAGUGAAGCACCUUGACGACAAGCGUCUCGAAGACUUCGCUUCCCACAAGAAGAUCGCGGAAGAGUUGUACAAGUCCUCCAGACGCACAACAACCUCAUACCAAUCCAAAACCCCAUCGUCGUCAAAGACAUUUAACUCAUCCUCACGUCUUGGUCCUCUAACCGAAUCAGAACGGAACUUACUUGUAGAACACAAGGGGUGCUUCAAAUGCCGCAAGUUUUACGUUUCACACCGCUCCAAAGAGUGCAACGAUGGCGCCCCCGAAGCCUCAACCUACAAACCGCUCACGGAAGCUGAUGCAAAUGCGGCAAAGCCUAAAGCAACACGCGCAAAGACCGUCGCUGCCGUAGCUCCUGUGGGUGCUGUUAUGCCCUCGUCGGUGUUUGAGGAAGGUUCUGAAUCAGAGGAUGACAAGUACGUCGCACCUUUUGAAACUGCCCACCUUAUAUGGCCCUGUCUCUUGACAGGGCCCUCUUCUGAAUCAUUUGAACGUAUCGACGCUUUGAUUGACCAUGGGUCACAUCUAGUUCUUAUUGACGAAAGCGUCGUUGACAAACUGGGACUACGAAAGCGCAAACUGCACACCAGUAUUGAAGCUAGCUCAGCCUUUCUUAAUUCUGCCUCCGUUUCACCUUUCUCUUUCUCUGAAUAUGUCCUGUUGUCUCCCUCUUCUAUCAACCAUGAUUGGACUUCACAUCACGAUUUGCGGACCUGUAUCGCGAAGGAUUCGAAAUACGAUCUCUUGUCUCCGCCGAAACAUGUUCGAAAGUGCCGGACGCCAUUACCUUCACGUCGUGAAAUUAAACGACAGCGUAAGAACGUCAUCAAGGAACUACAAAAGGUUUUGGAACAUCGAGGAAACGAACUCGAACAGCACACCACGUCAAAGAAUACAAAUAUCGCGUCAGUACUUCGACAACGUAUCGAGACGCUCGCCUUCAUCGAAGCUAACAAGGAGCAUCUCGAACGUCUGGAUAAAGAAAUGCGUAGAAAAUACGAAGACAGGUUCCCAGAAGACAUCCCACACAUUGACCACUUACCAACAGAUAUCGUACAUCGUAUACGUCUCAAAGACCCCAACAAGAUAAUACAAUGCAGAAGGUAUAACACACCGCGAAAAUACCGCGAAGCGUGGGACACGCUCCUCAACCAACACAUCGCCGCAGGAAGACUACGGCCCUCAUCGAGCCCCUUUGUAUCACCUGCAUUUUUGAUACCCAAGAAAGACCCUACCGCCCUUCCAUGAUGGGUAAAUGAUUAUAGAGCACUAAAUGCUAACACCAUCCCAGAUAACCAUCCACUCCCGCGAAUCGAUGAAAUACUGCGUGACUGCGCAAAAGGUA
This is a messenger RNA of Suillus plorans, 1855 nucleotides long. RefSeq lists its product as uncharacterized. NCBI's taxonomy places the organism in Eukaryota, Fungi, Basidiomycota, Agaricomycetes, Boletales, Suillaceae. The record is from RefSeq and is a predicted model, not a curated record. Bases 1 to 1758 code for a protein of 585 amino acids. The transcript has 2 exons.